Geodia barretti is the source of this 242-nucleotide messenger RNA. NCBI's taxonomy places the organism in Eukaryota, Metazoa, Porifera, Demospongiae, Tetractinellida, Geodiidae. The record is from the annotation of a GenBank genome assembly.
UGCAUUUUUCAAGUUUAUCUAAGUUCUUUUCAAAGUAAGGCUCGUGCUGAGACAUAUUAGAUGCCGACAUAUUUGUCAGAUUGAAGACAAUUAUGUCUACUGUAAUGCGUUUCAUUUCAAGCAAAGUGAGAACUAUUUUCCUGAGCUGGGAAAACAUAUUUUCUAAAAUCUUGAUAUUUUCUUUUACUUUGUCAAUAACAUCCUUUCCUGUGGUGUUUUUUUACAAUGGCUGUGUCACAUAA